Molecule: messenger RNA, 3369 nt
Organism: Tachysurus vachellii
Lineage: Eukaryota; Metazoa; Chordata; Actinopteri; Siluriformes; Bagridae
Gene: grm8a
Product: glutamate receptor, metabotropic 8a
Exons: 10
Coding region: 80-2827 (915 amino acids)
Biological process (GO): G protein-coupled glutamate receptor signaling pathway; regulation of synaptic transmission, glutamatergic
Cellular component (GO): membrane
Molecular function (GO): group III metabotropic glutamate receptor activity
Source: RefSeq, a predicted model, not a curated record
GAUGGUCCCAUCCACCACCACUGCCAUUUUGGUUAAAUGAUUGGGAUUUCUGGAUCUCCUCUUCCUCUGUAGCAGCACUAUGGCAUUACACUCAACUAGCCUGAACUGGGUUCCGUACCAGCUCCUUUUUCUCCUGACAGCUGAAAUUUGCUGUUGGUUGCCAUCAUUUUCUCAACGUCUGGAGCCUCUACCGACGGAGUAUGCCCACUCUAUCCGAAUAGAUGGCGACAUCAUCCUAGGCGGCCUAUUCCCUGUGCAUUCCCGUGGUGAGCGAGGAGUGCCCUGCGGAGAGCUGAAGAAGGAAAAGGGCAUCCAUCGACUGGAAGCCAUGCUCUUUGCCAUAGACCUAAUUAACAAGGAUCCAGAACUGCUGCCUAACGUGACCCUUGGUGCUCGAAUUCUGGACACCUGCUCCCGGGACACAUAUGCCCUCGAGCAGUCACUCACCUUUGUCCAAGCACUCAUCGAGCGUGAUGGUUCGGAUGUACGCUGCGCAAAUGGUGACCCCCCUGUCUUUGCCAAGCCUGACAAGAUCGUUGGAGUGAUUGGAGCAUCUGCCAGCUCUGUCUCCAUCAUGGUGGCGAAUAUCUUGCGCCUAUUCAAGAUUCCUCAGAUCAGCUAUGCAUCCACAGCUCCAGAGCUGAGUGAUAACACCCGAUAUGACUUCUUCUCCCGCGUGGUGCCGCCAGACUCCUACCAGGCACAGGCCAUGUUGGACAUCGUCACAGCCAUGGGGUGGAACUAUGUGUCCACUGUGGCCUCCGAGGGCAACUACGGCGAGAGCGGAGUGGAGGCUUUCGUUCAGAUCUCCAGAGAAAUGGGCGGAGUGUGUAUCGCUCAGUCUCUAAAGAUCCCACGGGAACCAUGGCCUGGGGAAUUUGACAAGAUCAUCAUGCGGUUGCUGGAGACCCCCAACGCUCGGGCAAUCAUCAUGUUUGCGAAUGAGGAUGACAUCAGACGAGUCCUAGAUGCUGCCAAAAGGAACAACCAGACUGGGCACUUCCUGUGGGUUGGGUCAGACAGUUGGGGCUCCAAGAUCUCUCCAGUGAUCCAGCAGGAGCAGGUGGCUGUGGGAGCAAUCACCAUCUUGCCAAAACGGGCUUCAGUAGAUGCCUUUGACCGUUACUUCCGGAGCCGCUCACUUUCCAAUAACAGGAGAAAUGUGUGGUUUGCUGAAUUCUGGGAGGGAAACUUCAACUGCAAAUUGGGCAUGCAUGGCAAGCAUCCGGGAAGCUUCAAAAAGUGCACAGGACUGGAGAAGGUGGGACGUGACUCCAAUUAUGAGCAGGAGGGAAAGGUUCAGUUUGUCAUGGAUGCUGUGUAUGCUAUGGCCCACGCUCUCCACAGCAUGCACCGGCACCUGUGCUAUGGCUACCCAGGCCUUUGUCCCCGCAUGAGCAACAUCAAUGGCAAAGAGCUGUUGGAGCACAUUCGCAAAGUCAAGUUCAAUGGAAGUGCAGGGACUCCAGUUUCCUUCAAUCAAAAUGGCGACGCACCUGGACGCUAUGACAUCUUCCAGUAUCAGAUAAGCCAGAGUUCAGUGGCAGAGUAUAAAGUGAUUGGGAGCUGGACAAAUAAGCUAUACCUAGAUGUGGAUGCCAUGCACUGGAGGACUGGUGAUCCCACACUACCGGCAUCUGUGUGCAGCAUGCCGUGCCGGAUGGGUGAAAGGAAGAAGACUGUAAAGGGCGUCCCGUGUUGCUGGCAUUGUGAGCGCUGCGAGGGUUACCACUACCAAGCGAGCGAGUUCACCUGUGACAUGUGUCCAUAUGAACAGCGUCCUGACCGUAACCGUACUGGCUGCCAGCCUAUUCCAAUCAUCAAGUUGGAGUGGUAUUCACCAUGGGCAUCUGUACCUGUCUUCAUCUCUGUACUGGGCAUCCUGGCCACCAGUUUUGUGGUGUUCACCUUCAUGCGCCACAACGACACGCCCAUUGUGCGGGCAUCGGGACGUGAGAUGAGCUAUGUGCUAUUGACAGGCAUCUUCUUGUGCUAUGCUAUUACCUUUCUGAUGAUUGCUACACCAACUGUUGCUGUCUGUUCCCUUAGACGCAUAUUCCUAGGCCUGGGCAUGUGCUUCAGUCAUGCGGCACUGCUCACCAAGACCAACCGGAUCCACCGUAUCUUCGAGCAGGGCAAGAAAUCUGUUGCGGCCCCACGCUUCAUCAGUCCUGCCUCACAGCUGGCAAUCACCUUUAGUCUAAUCUCUGUGCAGCUAUUUGGUGUGUUUGUGUGGUUUGCUGUUGACCCGCCUCACACUGUGGUGGACUAUGGGGAGCAGCGCACUGCUGACCCAGACAAGGCACGGGGUGUGCUCAAGUGUGACAUUUCAGACCUUUCUCUCAUUUGCUCAUUGGGCUACAGCAUCCUUCUAAUGGUUACAUGCACUGUUUAUGCCAUCAAGACUCGUGGGGUGCCAGAGACCUUCAACGAGGCCAAGCCUAUUGGAUUUACAAUGUACACAACCUGUAUCAUCUGGUUAGCUUUUAUACCCAUCUUCUUUGGAACAGCACAAUCAGCAGAGAGGAUGUACAUCCAGACCUCCACCCUCACAAUUUCUCUGAGCCUAAGCGCUUCUGUAUCACUGGGGAUGCUUUACAUGCCGAAAGUCUAUAUCAUCAUCUUCCACCCGGAGCAGAAUGUGCCAAAGCGCAAGCGCAGCUUCAAGGCCAUUGUCACUGCAGCCACCAUGACGGGUAAGCUGACUCAGAAAGGAGGUGAUCGCCCCAACGGAGAGGUCAAGACAGAGCUCUGCGAAAGCAUGGAGACCAACACAGCACCCUCGACCAAGACGACAUAUGUCAGCUAUACCAAUCAUGCAAUCUGAGAUGGGAGUGCCUCCAUGUAGGGGCGAAGCCUCUCCAAGUCAUGACGUGUCAUGUGAUUCUGACAGGCUACUGAGCAUGAGACUUCCUGUCAUUCUGCAUUAAACUUAAACCUGUGAGAGAAUGGGAACACUGUAUUACACCAGUGGGGGUAUAACGCUGCAAUCCAGUGUUAUCACUACUGUCUUACACACACAAACACACACAUACACACACACACAAACACACACACAAACACACACACACACAGUAAAGCACAGACACAAUCAUAGAAAAAGGAGCAAACGGAGAUGAAGGUUUGCAGUUGUGGCAAAUAAAAAAAAAAUGUAAACAUAAGCAUCCCAAUGAAAACAGUGUAAAAAGAGAUGUGAAACUGGUAUUGAAACUUCUGAAAUGUGAACAUAAAAAAAGAUGAGAUAUAUGAAAUAUACCAGAGUUGACCAUGUUUGCUGUAAUUCCUAUUGUAUGUAUUUUUUGUGGAUGUGCUAUUUUAUUUUUUUUUUUUAAAUCUUGUUCUACGUUGUCCGGAACCUGCAUAACAAGA